Molecule: messenger RNA, 2220 nt
Organism: Archocentrus centrarchus (flier cichlid)
Lineage: Eukaryota; Metazoa; Chordata; Actinopteri; Cichliformes; Cichlidae
Gene: tmem276b
Product: transmembrane protein 276b
Exons: 4
Coding region: 264-1163 (299 amino acids)
Cellular component (GO): membrane
Source: RefSeq, a predicted model, not a curated record
UGCCUCCUCCUCACAGCGUUGGUCGCCAUCCAUCCCCUCUCCUCCUGUACCAUAACAGAUGGUGGGAACAACAUUGCAUUCACCGGGUACCACAACAAUAGACCGCAGCAUCCAGUCCGGACAUCACUGGCCUUUCAGCACCAUGCUCCCAGAGCAGGACUGCGCGAGGUUGUGAGUGCCGUCGUGAUUUAUUUCACGCGGUAUCACCACGGCCACGGAGGAACCUUCUUGCGACUGUUUGGGCUCUCCAUCGAGUGGGGAAGAUGGCCGCUAUGAAAAUAUUAACGGGCACGGGGCUCUUCUUGGCUCUCUGUGCGCUGGGGCUGCUCGCCAUGGCGAUUUGCACCGAUUAUUGGUACGAGACCGACGCGAGGAGACAUCGAGAGAGGUGUAAAAACUAUGCCAACAAGCGAAACGACCCGGGUUACAUCUACAUUUCAAGCCACAACCUCCCCCUCCAGAUGCCUCCAAAGAGCCUGGAGAGGGAAGGUAACGGCCCAGAUGCUGCUCCUCUCUUCAGGAGGAAGCGGCACUUUCUGGCCGCCGCGUCUGCCAUGGAGUCUCACUGCAGCCGACAGUUUAACUCCACCAUCUCCGGUCUUUGGAGGAAAUGUCACCGGGAAGGAUUCGACCUGGAGACCGAGGACCUCAUUUAUAAAGGGAUAAUUCAAAGAUGUACCCCAGUCAAGUAUCACUAUUCUUCGUCCAUCUUACCACGAAAUUUACCCAUCAACAUCACAAAGACUAUACGGCAGGAUGAGUGGCAUGCACUCCAUCUAAGAAGAAUGACGGCUGGCUUUGUGGGCAUGGCUGUGUCCAUCAUUCUUUUCGGCUGGAUCAUUGGAGUGCUGGGAUGCUGCCAGCAGCAUGACCUCAUGCAAUAUGUAGCUGGGCUACUCUUUCUCAUGGGAGGAACAUGCUGCAUCAUCUCCUUGUGCACAUGUGUGGCAGGAAUCAACUUUGAGUUAUCCCGCUAUCCCCGCUACAUGUAUGGCCUCCCUGAAGACAUUAGCCAUGGCUAUGGCUGGUCCAUGUUUUGUGCCUGGGGGGGCCUCGGUCUCACAUUGCUGGCUGGCUUCCUCUGCACCUUGGCUCCCUCCCUGAGUACGCCUACCGCUCGCACAACCAUCCACAAGCCGAGGCAGGAGAACGGAACCGUGUGACAGGGGCCUUGUGAAGCGAUUGAACCACCGAACGCACAUACACACCCUUCCAAUCUUGAUGUUUAACUCUGAAACAGUUUUUGUCUGAUCACCAUCUCACAACACCCUUGGCAUUGCCAUCCCCCUUCAGUGUUCAGUGUGCCUGAGUUGUGACAGAAGGAGCAAAGCAAAGGCAAAUUUCACACACCUAAUCUUGAAAAUCCUCGCGGGACCUCCGGAAAGGCCGAGAGUGACACCUGAGUGACACCUGCAGUAACAUUUGACUGGGGCAUGGCUCUAAUAGCACAAAUAAGACUUUUUUUUUUUCUUUUGUUUUUGAUUUUUGAAAUGCUGACUUUACGGUGAUCUAAUGGUGACUGUUUUCUCUGAAGAGAAAUUGUCUUAAAAUGGUGCUCUCUUAAAUACAUAAAGCCACACACACUCCCACACAGGAGACACAUGCAAACACACAUGCACAGACACACACGCACACACACCAGCCUUUCCACACAUGCUCAAUUACUCUGGAUGAAUCACGAGAGAAAUCCAGCAAAAGGAACAAACAUCAGGCCAGAACAUCCUGUCAGCAUUCCUCUUUCAGUCAAGUGAAGUGUGCUGUGUUAUUGUUUGUAAUGGAAAAAAAAAAGAAAAAGAAAAAAAAUCCGGCACUGACUGCCCAUUGCCUAUCUUUAGUAUAGCACACUAACUGAUAUCAAACAUGAGCCCCAGGGUAGAUGUCUACAGCCUAUACUGGGUCUAGCAGUGUGGUCAGUAUCAUAAAAUACACAGAAAUCAUUUUGCCUCGAAAAGCAAAUUGUUUGACGCUUCUUUGACGAUUCUAUAUGUACAAAUGCAUCUCACUGUAGAUCCAGAUCAUCGUUUGUGUAAAGUAGAUUUUGAAUGUUUGUUUUCUGUUUGUUCAGAGGCAGUGAUGGCUGGCAGAGUUCAGUCAAUUACUAAGUAAAAGUAACCUAAGUAAGUAGGUAAAAAUCUAAGUAAAAGAAAGCAUUAAAACACAGCAGCUGCUGUGCUGUUGUGGAUCUGAUAGACCCAUGUGUUUGCUGAAGGCUGAAUCAUA